Messenger RNA from Cloeon dipterum, 1276 nucleotides. RefSeq names its product ATPase ASNA1 homolog. NCBI's taxonomy places the organism in Eukaryota, Metazoa, Arthropoda, Insecta, Ephemeroptera, Baetidae. Gene Ontology annotation, biological process: post-translational protein targeting to endoplasmic reticulum membrane. The record is from RefSeq and is a predicted model, not a curated record. Gene Ontology annotation, molecular function: ATP hydrolysis activity; ATP binding. The transcript is spliced from 6 exons. The coding region runs from base 53 to 1087 and encodes 344 amino acids. Gene Ontology annotation, cellular component: GET complex.
GCUGAGCUAGUCGACUCAUUCAUAGACUGAUGGAAAUAUUGUUUUGAAGACAAUGGCACAAUCAACUAGCUCUUCGGCCGACGCGGAGUUUGUUUCUGCUGAUAUGGAGGAAUUAGAGCCAACUCUUAGAAAUGUGAUCGACCAGAAAUCCUUGAGGUGGAUUUUCGUCGGCGGCAAGGGUGGUGUGGGAAAGACGACGUGCAGCUCAAGCCUCGCUGUGCAGUUGUCCAAAGUAAGGGAGAGUGUACUGAUCAUCUCAACAGAUCCUGCACACAACAUUUCAGACGCUUUUGACCAGAAAUUUUCCAAAGUUCCAACCAAAGUCAAUGGAUUUGAUAAUCUGUUUGCUAUGGAAAUCGAUCCCAAUGUUGGCUUCAAUGAGCUUCCUGAUGAAUACUUUGAGGGCGAGAACGACACCAUGCGUUUGAGUAAAAGCGUCAUGUCAGAAAUCGUCGGAGCUUUCCCUGGCAUCGACGAGGCGAUGAGCUACGCUGAAGUCAUGAAAUUGGUUAAGGGUAUGAACUUCUCUGUAGUGGUGUUUGACACAGCACCAACAGGCCACACGCUCAGGUUGCUCUCUUUCCCACAAGUUGUUGAGAAGGGGCUAGGAAAACUGCUAAGGCUGAAGAUGAAAAUGGGGCCUUUUAUAUCACAGAUGGGGUCAUUGUUGGGGCUGGCCGAUUUCAACCCUGAUUCAUUUUCUGGAAAAAUGGAAGAGAUGCUGCAGAUCAUCAAGCAGGUCAACGAGCAGUUCCGCAACCCAGAACAAACAACGUUUGUGUGCGUGUGCAUCGCCGAAUUCCUGUCGCUGUAUGAAACAGAACGACUGGUCCAAGAACUCACAAAGUGCGGAAUCGACACGCACAACAUAAUUGUGAACCAGCUCUUGUUCCCCUUGCCUGGAGAAAAGCCGUGCAGACUCUGCGCUGCGAGAUGCAAAGUUCAAGCCAAGUACUUGGAUCAGAUCGCUGACUUGUACGAAGAUUUUCACGUGACGAAAUUACCUCUGCUUGAUCACGAAGUGCGAGGGGCAGAGCAGGUGAAGAGGUUUUCCGAAAAUUUGGUAGCACCAUACAAAGCAUUCUAAAUCCUCAAGUUAGAAGUUUGAAGAUUGAGCCCAGCCAACUCCGUUUAUACAAUCGAUUUCAAGGACUUAUUACAAACAAGGUUAAAAACAAACAGUAAAGUUGCUAUUUUGCAUGAGUAUAACAAACAUUUUCGCUAAAAAUAUAAUGUUAUGAUUUCAUUGAGAACAUAAAUUUUUCUUAAAAUUCAA